AUGGCUUUUAAAAAUGCUCGUCAACUUCGAUCUAUUCCACGUCAACAACGUCAUCAAUUUCGGACAAUGAACAAAAAAGACAUUCAGUUACUUCGUUGUCUUUAUGCUCUUGAUAUCGUAUACAUUUGUUUUACUUUAUUUGCAUCGAUAUUCAAUGUUUAUCUAGCAUCUACACAAGAUCAAAUCCAUACGCCAUUACGAUCGGCUAUUGAAAACUUUCUUAGUCGAAUGGCAUCUUUUAGCUACCAUAUCCCUUUUUGCAUAAGUUUCUUUAUUUUUCUAUUUGUAUCAAAAGCGUUUCGUCAAGAAAUGAAACACUUAAUUUAUAAUAUCUGUGGUAAAGAUCGAACUGGAAUACAUGAACAAGAAAAUAUUCAAUUACAUGAUCGAAGAGACAAUAAAGACUUGAAUAUUGUAGUAAAUGUUGUUAGUACUGUUUAA
This is a messenger RNA of Adineta steineri, 441 nucleotides long. The record is from the annotation of a GenBank genome assembly. Lineage: Eukaryota; Metazoa; Rotifera; Eurotatoria; Adinetida; Adinetidae.